AUGUGUGGUCUAGCUGGUGACCUUCGCUACAUCUGGUUCAGGAAUGGACAGAAUGUAGGACAGGGAUUGAACUACGGGGCCUACAAUCAGUCUGGAGACAGCUAUUCAUGUGCUGUUGAAGGAUACGAACGUCUCCGCUCUCCUUUAGUGUAUGCUCCAAAGACCCCCUCAGUGACCGUGAGUCCCUCUGGUGAAAUAGAGGAGGGCAGUUCAGUGACUCUGAGCUGCAGCAGUGAUGCUAACCCAGCAGCUGAGUACACCUGGUUCAGUGUUAGUUCAGACUAUAGCUCCAGAGAGAUGAAGCAGGGACCACAGCUCGCCUUUAGAAGCAUCCUGUCCUCAGACUCUGGACAGUACUACUGUCUAGUUCAGAGUGAGCUAAGGACAAAAUCUGAGUUGAUCUAUAUAACCGUGAAAUACGCUCCAAAGACCCCCUCAGUGACCGUGAGUCCCUCUGGUGAAAUAGAGGAGGGCAGUUCAGUGACUCUGAGCUGCAGCAGUGAUGCCAACCCAGCAGCUGAGUACACCUGGUUCAAGAACAACCAACGUCUGCUCUGGGGACCAAGUCAACCUCAUACCUUCCCCUCAGUCCGCCCUGAAGACAGAGGAACGUACCGCUGUCAAGCAGAGAACAAAUAUGGACAACUGAGCUCUAACUCGAUAAUCAUGGAUGUCCAGUACGCUCCAAAGACCCCCUCAGUGACCGUGAGUCCCUCUGGUGAAAUAAAGGAGGGCAGAUCAGUGACUCUGAGCUGCAGCAGUGAUGCCAACCCAGCAGCUGAGUACACCUGGUUCAAGGUUAAUACAGAUCGUUCUCCCAGAAAGAUGAACCAGGGGCCACAACUCGUCUUUAGCUACAUCGUGUCUUCAGACUCUGGACAGUAUCGCUGUGAGGCUCAGAAUACGAUAGGGAAAAGAUAUGUUGACAACACUAUUGAUGUUAAAUAUGGGCCUAAACACACAUUUUGGUCAUCAAGUCCCUCUGGUGAAAUAGAGGAGGGCAGUUCAGUGACUCUGAGCUGCAGCAGUGAUGCUAACCCAGCAGCUGAGUACACCUGGUUCAAGAACAACCAACCUCUGCUCUGGGGACCAAGUCAACGUCAUACCUUCCCUUCAGUCCGCCCUGAAGACAGAGGAACGUACCGCUGUCACGCAGAGAACAAAUAUGGACAUUUGAGCUCUAACUCAAUGUUCUUAAAUGUUACAUACGCUCCAAAGACCCCCUCAGUGACCGUGAGUCCCUCUGGUGAAAUAGAGGAGGGCAGUUCAGUGACUCUGAGCUGCAGCAGUGAUGCCAACCCAGCAGCUACCUACACCUGGUUCAAGGACAACCAAACUCUGCUCUGGGGACCAAGUCAACCUCAUACCUUCCCCUCAGUCCGCCCUGAAGACAGAGGAACGUACCGCUGUCACGCAGAGAACCAAUAUGGACAACUGAGCUCUAACUCGAUAUUCAUGGAUGUCCAGUACGCUCCAAAGACCCCCUCAGUGACCCUGAGUCCCUCUGGUGAAAUAGAGGAGGGCAGUUCAGUGACUCUGAGCUGCAGCAGUGAUGCCAACCCAGCAGCUACCUACACCUGGUUCAAGGUUAAUAGAGGUCGUUCUCCCAGAAAGAAGAACCAGGGACCACAACUCGUCUUUAGCUACAUCGUGUCUUCAGAGUCUGGACAGUAUCGCUGUGAGGCUCAGAAUACGAUAGGGAAAAGAUAUGUUGACAACACUAUUGAUGUUAAAUACGCUCCAAAGACCCCCUCAGUGACCGUGAGACCCUCUGGUAAAAUAAAGGAGGGCCGUUCAGUGACUCUGAGCUGCAGCAGUGAUGCCAACCCAGAAGCUGAGUACACCUGGUUUAAGGACAACCAACCUCUGCUCUGGGGACCAAGUCAACGUCAUACCUUCCCCUCAGUCCGCCCUGAAGACAGAGGAACGUACCGCUGUCAAGCAGAGAACCAAUAUGGACAACUGAGCUCUAACUCGAUAUUCAUGGAUGUCCAGUACGCUCCAAAGACCCCCUCAGUGACCGUGAGUCCCUCUGGUGAAAUAGAGGAGGGCAGUUCAGUGAUUCUGAGCUGCAGCAGUGAUGCCAACCCAGCAGCUGAGUACACCUGGUUCAAGGUUGAUACAGAUCGUUCCUCCAGAAAGAUGAACCAGGGACCACUACUCGUCUUUAGCUACAUUGUGUCUUCAGACUCUGGACAGUAUCGCUGUGAGGCUCAGAAUACGAUAGGGAAAAGAUAUGUCGACAACACUAUUGGUGUUAAAUAUGGGCCUAAACACACAUUUUUGUCAUCAAGUCCCUCUGGUGAAAUAGAGGAGGGCAGUUCGGUGACUCUGAGCUGCAGCAGUGAUGCCAACCCAGCAGCUGAGUACACCUGGUUCAAGAACAACCAACCUCUGCUCUGGGGACCAAGUCAACCUCAUACCUUCCCCUCAGUCCGCCCUGAAGACAGAGGAACGUACCGUUGUCACGCAGGGAACCAAUAUGGACAUUUGAGCUCUAACUCGUUGUUCUUAAAUGUUACAUGUGAGUUGACAAUCUGA
Messenger RNA from Gadus morhua (Atlantic cod), 2541 nucleotides. RefSeq names its product B-cell receptor CD22. Lineage: Eukaryota; Metazoa; Chordata; Actinopteri; Gadiformes; Gadidae. Bases 1 to 2541 code for a protein of 846 amino acids. The record is from RefSeq and is a predicted model, not a curated record. The transcript has 10 exons.